CUGAUCCGCGAGCUUGUUCGGGGUAUGCGUGCGCGUUUCGUUUUUUUACCGUCUCGCCAUACUUUUCGCCCCAAGUUUGGUUCGUAUUGAAGCAAGGGAACGUUCGUUGUGAGAAACGGUGGUGUUAGCGGUGAUCGUGAUCGGUUCGGUUAGAGCAAGCAAAUAUACAACCACAAAACAGAAAAUCCGCUGAAAAGUGCACCGUUUUGCAAUAGUGCCACGCGUGUUUCAAUUUGCAUGUGAAGUUAUGCAAAUGUAAAGAAAAAAUAGCUGUGAUCGGUUGGGCCAAUCGCUCGGAUUGGCCUCGUUCGUGUGCAUUACCGUGUGUUUCGUAUCUUUCGCCGAAGCUGGUGGUGAAAAUUGAUUGCCAAAAGUGUGCCCGUCGUGUUUGUAUAUUUAAUUUUAUGUAUGAAAAAAAAAUCAAAUCAUUUCACGCUGAAAAUGAGGCUAUAGUUACGUUGAAUAAGUGUGUGCGUGUGAGUGAAGUGCAGCAGCAAAAUUGAGUGAUUGCACGCGUUUGAUUGGCAGUUUUGUAGCGACGAAUUCAGUGCUAUAAUACAUUUUCAACCCCAAUCCGAAAAUCAACGUACACAUCACAAAACUCAACGGAGCGACCAAGCAGAAGACGGAGUACCGACACGCCUGCAUCGAUCCGCAGCUCCCGGAACAAGCGCCCAAACGAUCACGAUGAUGUUCAACUGCUAUCGAUAAGUGUCAUCCGCGUUCGGAUGUUCCUAUUCCCGGCCACGCGGAACACUAGCCAGUGCCGGCACGAAUAGCGACACGCAUCCAAUCGGAGACGGGCACCACAGAGCAACCACAGCAACAGCAAUGACGCACCAGCAGCGACGAGUUGCGCCGGUCGAGUGUCCGCUGGCAUCGCUCGGACGCAACACACCCUCGAUGGACACCCGCCAGUACCAUCAUCCGCUCAGCUCGAGCCCGCUCGACCCGCAGGCCUACCAGAUGUCCCGCAGCUCGCCGAUCCUAACGCUGGACUCCGAUCUGUACCCGUCCGAUUGCGGCAAGCCCGACCAAGGCCCGCCGGACGGCCUCGUGCCAGACGGUGGCGGCGGUGGCAGUGGAGGCGGCGCUAACGGCAACGGAUCGCUACUCUCCCGCAGCUCGUCCUCGUCGCUCGAUCAAACCGGUUCCUUUCUGCGGCAGGCACUGCCAUUACCCCUACACCCACCGCCCACCAACGGGCAUCACGGGCACCGGCGGGACUAUCGGCCGGUGCGGCCCCGCACCUACACCCCGAUCGACGCACUGCUUACCAACACCUACCAGCAGCACCACCAGCGCCUCUCGCCGGUGCUGCGCGGUCCACCGGGAGGCAGCGGCGGUGGUGGGGGUAGCGGAGGAGGCAGCGGCGGCUACCAUCACCCGGACGAGCCACAGUCCGCGCUGGGCGGACUGUCCGAAGCGGACCGGUACUUUCUCGAGGAGAAGAUGGACGCGCUCUACAUUCAAGGUGCCAUCCGGCGCAAUGCCAACGCGACCCCGUCCAGCCUGACGCGCAACCAGUCGAGCAGCAGCAACAACACCGAGCGGUACUACCUCGAGAACGAAAACAUUGACGCGAUCUACAACUUCUGCCGGCGCAACGGUGGCGGUGGCGGUGGUGGCGGCAUCGGACCACCGUCCGGUACGGUGGCGGCCCACAACGCACACAACGCCGCGUCCAAAGCGUCCUCCGCGGCACAGUCGCAGGUGGACUGUCUUGACUCGAGCUCGCCGCACCUGCUGCGCCGUGCCUCCAGCCCGGAAACGAGCGGCUCGGACCGGUACCUGCUCGAUCGGAUACGCGGCUCGCCGGCGUUCCAGAGCCCCCGGGGGACCCACCUCAAAGCGGUCGGGUCGGCAGAUUUCAUCGACGGACGAAUUCCACUCACCAAAUCGCAACACUACACCGACGGGCUGUCGCGCUAUGGACGCUUCUCGCCCAACCUGGACCAGGGCUACCACACGCUCGUGUCGCCGUCCCCGUCCGGCCAGCAGCAGUCGACGAUACCGGCCUCGUGGACCACGGGCGGCACUCACGGGUCGGGCGGUGGCACCAACUCCACCUCGUCCAGCCACGGCAGUCCGGCACAAACGAACACACCCGUCGGGGGGAACGGCAACGCGAACGGCAACGGACCGUGUGGGCGAUCCAUCGAUGGGGCCACCAUCCUGACCAGCCUGGGGAACGGGCACGGCACCAGCCUGUACCGGGCAGGGCCACUGUUCGAUCGAAUGCCGGACGAGCUGAUGGUGCGCAUCUUCGAAUGGCUGGACAGCAGCGAACUGUGCAAUAUUGCUCGCGUCUGCCGACGGUUCGAGUCCGUCAUCUGGAAUCCGGCGCUGUGGAAGAUCAUCAAGAUCAAGGGAGAGGAAAACAGUGGCGAUCGUGCCAUCAAAACCAUCCUCCGAAGGCUCUGCGGUCAAACGCGAAACGGUGCCUGUCCGGGGGUGGAGCGUGUGCUGCUGGCCGACGGCUGCCGACUGACGGACCGGGGGCUGCAGCUACUGUCUAGGCGCUGUCCGGAGAUCACACACCUGCAGAUCCAGAACAGCGUUACCAUCACGAAUCAGGCCCUGUCGGAUCUGGUGACCAAGUGUACAAACCUGCAACAUCUAGACAUUACAGGUUGUGCCCAAAUAACGUGCAUUAACAUCAAUCCGGGUCUCGAGCCGCCACGAAGGUUACUGCUGCAGUAUCUCGACCUCACCGACUGUGCAUCGAUCUGUGACGCUGGCAUCAAAGUGAUCGCGCGCAACUGCCCCCUGCUGGUCUAUCUGUACCUGCGGCGGUGCAUACAAGUAACAGAUGCCGGUCUUAAGUUUAUUCCAAAUUUCUGCAUCGCGCUGCGCGAGCUCAGCGUCUCGGACUGCACGAGCGUGACGGACUUUGGGCUGUACGAGCUGGCGAAGCUCGGUGCGACCCUGCGCUACCUCUCGGUGGCCAAGUGUGAUCAGGUCUCGGACGCGGGGCUGAAGGUGAUCGCCCGACGGUGCUACAAGCUGCGCUACCUGAACGCACGCGGCUGCGAAGCGGUCAGCGACGAUUCGAUCAACGUGCUGGCCCGCUCCUGUCCCCGGCUGCGGGCGCUCGACAUUGGCAAGUGUGACGUGAGCGAUGCGGGCCUGCGAGCACUCGCCGAAAGCUGCCCGAACCUGAAGAAGCUAAGCCUGCGCAACUGCGACAUGAUCACGGACCGGGGGAUCCAGUGCAUCGCCUACUACUGCCGCGGGCUGCAGCAGCUCAACAUCCAGGACUGUCAGAUCUCGAUCGAGGGCUACCGGGCGGUCAAGAAGUACUGCAAGCGGUGCAUCAUCGAGCACACCAAUCCUGGUUUCUGCUAGCACAUUGUGGGGGCCACGUUUUUAGUGCGACAAGUCGUUAGUUAAUUGUUUUUUAUUUGUUUUACUGCUGAUGUGAGUUGCGGGGAAGAAGAAAAGCAUUUUAACAAACCGUUAGAGCUAGUUAGGAAGUGAGAUAAGGGGGAAAAGAAACGAGUCCGUUUGCUUCACGUGCGCAUACCCGAACGUUACAUGUUUAUAGCUAAUCUGAUCCGUGUUGCCAAAAAAAAUAUUAACGGACGAAACCAGCAAUUACUGAGAUUGACCAUAGGCCACCAAUUCCCCUGGUGCAGACAGUCUGUCGUGGGGCUAUGUGAGCGAAUGAGUUCAGGUUUGCGGGUUUGCACAAGACGUUAGUUACACAAUUAGGCAAAGCUAUUUUUUGUAAUUGACACCUGGUACAGGAAGAAACAUCGCACAGGUGUGAUUGUGUGUUGCUGAGCUAGGCGUGUACUGUACAUGAUCGAAAUUCGGUUUAUUUUAUUGUUUUAUAUGGAAGAAAUUUAGCAAUCCGUUUAGAGCCUUUUUUUAUUUAUGUAAAAAUAAAUGAAUAUACGAUAUUUAUUAAAUAAAUUCAACCUGUGAAAAUAUUCUCGAUGGUA
Messenger RNA from Anopheles merus, 3947 nucleotides. RefSeq names its product F-box/LRR-repeat protein 7 (gene Fbxl7). Gene Ontology annotation, cellular component: SCF ubiquitin ligase complex. Gene Ontology annotation, molecular function: protein binding. Gene Ontology annotation, biological process: SCF-dependent proteasomal ubiquitin-dependent protein catabolic process. The coding region runs from base 832 to 3348 and encodes 838 amino acids. NCBI's taxonomy places the organism in Eukaryota, Metazoa, Arthropoda, Insecta, Diptera, Culicidae. The record is from RefSeq and is a predicted model, not a curated record. The transcript has 8 exons.